AUGGUAAACACUAUUAUAAUCACUACUCUCCUAUUAACCUUAACAAUCCUUAUUUGGCCCCUUAUCAUAACACUCAACCCACAACCUCUAAAACAAGACUGAGCCCUUAAAUAUGUCAAAACAGCAGUAUGCACCGCAUUCUUCAUUAACAUUAUCCCCUUACUCAUUUUUUUAGACCAGGGAACAGAAACUAUUAUUACUACAUGAAACUGAAUAAAUAUCUCAAGUUUCGACAUUAAUAUUAGCUUUAAAUUCGACCACUACUCACUAAUUUUCACCCCAGUAGCCCUAUACGUCACAUGAUCAAUUCUAGAAUUUGCAUCAUGAUAUAUACAUUCCGACCCUUACCUAAAUCGAUUCUUUAAGUACUUACUACUAUUCCUAGUAGCAAUAAUCACCUUAGUUACUGCCAAUAACAUAUUCCAACUGUUCAUCGGCUGAGAAGGAGUAGGAAUUAUAUCUUUCCUACUGAUUGGUUGAUGGCACGGCCGGGCCGACGCCAAUACAGCAGCCCUACAAGCAGUUAUCUAUAACCGAGUCGGAGAUGUAGGUCUAAUUCUAGCCAUAGCCUGAAUCGCAAUAAACUUUAACUCCUGAGAAAUCCCACAGAUCUUUCUUUUAUCCAAAAACUUCAAUAUAACCCUGCCAUUGAUAGGAAUUAUCCUAGCCGCUACUGGAAAAUCUGCACAAUUCGGCCUACAUCCCUGAUUACCCUCCGCCAUAGAAGGCCCAACCCCAGUUUCAGCCCUACUACACUCAAGCACUAUAGUAGUUGCAGGUAUUUUCCUAUUAAUUCGACUCCAUCCUUUAAUAGAAAAUAAUCAACUAGCACUAACUACCUGCCUAUGCCUAGGCGCCCUAACAACUUUAUUCACCGCCACCUGUGCCCUCACCCAAAACGACAUCAAAAAAAUUGUAGCAUUCUCAACAUCCAGUCAACUAGGCCUAAUAAUAGUUACCAUUGGACUUAAUCAGCCCCAACUAGCCUUUCUACACAUCUGUACUCACGCCUUCUUCAAGGCCAUACUCUUCCUGUGUUCAGGAUCCAUUAUUCACAGCCUAAAUGACGAACAAGACAUCCGAAAAAUAGGAGGCCUACACAAACUCAUGCCAUUUACUUCCUCUUGUCUCAUUAUUGGAAGCCUCGCCCUCACAGGAAUGCCUUUCUUAGCAGGAUUCUUCUCAAAAGAUGCAAUCAUUGAAGCCCUCAACACCUCCCACUUAAACGCCUGAGCCCUAGCUCUAACACUAAUUGCCACAUCCUUCACAGCAGUCUAUAGCUUACGAGUCAUUUUCUUUGUAACUAUAGGCUCCCCUCGAUUCACAACUCUACCCCCAAUUAAUGAAAAUCACCAAACACUAACUGCACCAAUCGAACGCCUAGCCUGAGGAAGCAUCAUUGCAGGCCUAAUCCUCACCCUAAACUUCCUGCCAUCAAAAACCCCCACCAUAACAAUACCACCCUCUCUUAAAUUAGCCGCAUUACUAGUUACAGUCACAGGUCUUAUUAUUGCACUGGCCUUAGCCACAGCAACUACCAAACAAAUCAAAACCUCUCCCUCACUAUUACUACACAACUUCUCCAACAUAUUAGGAUUCUUCCCUCCUAUUAUCCACCGAAUCAUACCCAAGCUAAACCUUUUACUUGGUAAACAAGCAACUAAAUUCGACCGACAAUGGCUAGAAAUCGGACCAAAAGGCCUACACCCCACACACCACUAUAUCUCCACACUCUUUGAUAAAACUAAUACCAACAUUAUCAAAGUCUAUUUAACCUCCUAUUUAAUCUCAAUCGCCCUAGCCAUCGCCCUCCUAUCCAUAUCUUAAACUGCUCGAAGCGCCCCUCGACUUAGACCACGCGUUAGCUCCAACACUACAAAAAGACAUAGUAACAAAACCCACGCACAAACAACUAACAUUCCACCCCCAACAGAAUAUAUUAAAGAAACUCCACCUACAUCCCCCCGUACCAUAAAAAAUUCUUUAAACUCAUCUACAACAACUCAGCCCCCAUAACCACUUCAAAAUCACCACCCUACCAUCCCCACCCCAAAUAUAUACAUUAAUACAUAAGCUUUUACCGAACCCGCUCCCCAUGUUUCAGGAAAAGGCUCAGAAGCUAAAGCCGCUGAAUAAGCAAAUACUACCAACAUACCCCCCAGAUAAAUUAAAAAUAGCAUUAAACCAAUUAA
Messenger RNA from Tachysurus vachellii, 2192 nucleotides. RefSeq names its product NADH-ubiquinone oxidoreductase chain 5-like. The record is from RefSeq and is a predicted model, not a curated record. Lineage: Eukaryota; Metazoa; Chordata; Actinopteri; Siluriformes; Bagridae. The transcript has a single exon. Gene Ontology annotation, molecular function: NADH dehydrogenase (ubiquinone) activity. Gene Ontology annotation, biological process: ATP synthesis coupled electron transport; electron transport coupled proton transport.